This is a messenger RNA of Eurypyga helias (sunbittern), 603 nucleotides long. It is a transcript of the gene ORC4, whose product is annotated as origin recognition complex, subunit 4. Gene Ontology annotation, cellular component: nucleus; nuclear origin of replication recognition complex. The transcript is spliced from 7 exons. Lineage: Eukaryota; Metazoa; Chordata; Aves; Eurypygiformes; Eurypygidae. Gene Ontology annotation, molecular function: DNA replication origin binding. The record is from RefSeq and is a predicted model, not a curated record. Gene Ontology annotation, biological process: DNA replication; DNA replication initiation. The annotation marks the transcript as partial.
AUGAAAACUUCCGCAAUGAGUAAACGUAAGUUAAAGGAGAUCAGUGGAAUAAAUGGAGAAUGCAUUUCACAGGCACAAAAAAUUUUACGUGAAAGAUUCUGUCACCAUGAUGCUACUGGAAAACUGUUUGGGAUUGAACAUCAGUACAGACAUCUGCUGGAACUGCUGAAACGGACUAUGAUCCACGGAGAAAGUAAUUCGGCCCUUAUUAUUGGACCCCGAGGAUCAGGAAAGACUGCGUUAUUAAAUCAUGUCUUAAAAGAGCUCGAGAAAAUGAAACAAGUUAGAGAGAACCUCUUGGAAGUUCAUCUGAAUGGGCUCCUGCAGACUAAUGAUAAGGUGGCCCUGAAGGAGAUCACCAGACAGUUGAACCUGGAAAACGUGGUUGGAGAUAAAGUUUUCGGCAGUUUUGCUGAAAAUCUUGCGUUCCUUCUUGAAGCUUUAAAGAAAGGAGAUCGAACCAGCAGUUGUCCAGUCUUGUUUGUCCUGGAUGAAUUUGACUUGUUUGUUCAUCACAAGAACCAGACGCUGCUCUACAACCUCUUCGAUAUAUCCCAGUCAGCACAGACUCCCGUGACAGUUAUUGGACUUACGUGUAGACAG